CGCUGGCUGAAGCGCCUCCAAGCGGCCCACAAGCCGAAACCUAGAAAAGAGAGAAGAAAAAAGAAGCCGAGCAUUGGUCAGUGCAUAGUUGCAUGUGUUGCCGCGUACGAAUUGCUUGUUACGGGUAUUGAAAGGUUCAAUUGAAGUUAUUAGACUUCAGUAAACCAUACAGAUCUUCCCACUUCAACUUCAUUUUCUAGUGAAAACUAUUCUUCAAUUAAAAUCAGCAUGGUCAUGGAAGCCGUUCCGAGCCCACAAUGUGUGGGAAGGGAGUUUGUACGUCAGUACUACACCCUUCUCAAUAAAGCUCCUCUGCAUUUGCACAGGUUUUACAAUCAUGAUUCGUCAUUUGUUCAUGGAGGACUCAAGGAACGUUUGCCAGAAGAAGUCCAUGGUCAACAGCAAAUCCAUCAGAAGAUCAUGGAGCUAGACUUCCAUGACUGCAAAGCAAAGAUCUUGUUGGUUGACUCUCAUCGCACUCUAGAAAAUGGAGUUGUUGUCCAGGUAUCUGGUGAGCUGUCCAACAACGGUCAACCAAUGCGCAGGUUUGUUCAGACUUUCGUGUUAGCCCCGCAAUCAGCUAAAAAGUACUACGUUCGCAACGACAUCUUUCGCUAUCAGGACGAUGCUUUCUUUGACGAUGAGGAUGGCGUCGAAGACCGUCCAGUUGAGAACGAAAAUGAAGUGCAACAACCGCGUCCCGCUCCCGUUGAAGUUAAUCAUGCUCCGGUGGCCCCCGCUGUCAUUCCUCAACCAACGGUCCAACAAACUGAGUUGACUGCCGGACAUGCAAUUGGAAUGAACGGAACUGAUCAACACGUCGAAGAAGAAAUUCGUCAGAGGACUACUCCUUCGGUCACCACAUAUACGGCUCCACCUGUUCAACAACCAGAACCCGUACAACAAGUCUCUCGCCCACCGAAAGUUGUUACACCUCCAACUGCAGUAGCAGCACCACCACCACCACCUGAGAAGUUCGAAGCUGCUCCCGAACCGGUUCGAGAACCUGAGCCACCCUCUGUUCCAGAGCCAGCACCUGCACCUGCUAAACGUGCACCUGAGACAGUGGCGGCUUCUAAUCCAUCGGCUCCCUCAGAACCGAAGACCUUUGCAAACUUGUUCAAGAACCCCGGCGCUUACAAUGGCACAACUACUGGUCUCCCCUCAACCGUACCUCCAUUUGGUUCGGUGAAGAGCACUACUACAACUAGCUCUACCUCUACUGCUGCUGCUGCUGCUACUGCUGCUACUGCUCCUGUUACUCAGACCAACAAUGAAUCUACCUCGGCUACUACAAACGUCAAUGGUAACGAUAGUUUCCCUGCUGCUGGACAAACACAGCCGCAACGAAAUAACUAUCAACGCUCUGCACGUCCUCCAGCGAUGGGAAAUGGUCGCACCGUAUCGGGUCCAGGAUCUUACAACAACAGAGAUCGAGAUCAAGACCGAGGCGAAAAAGGUGAACGGUGGUCCGAUAACCGUGCCCCAUCUCGGGACUCGACUGAAGAGAUCGGAGAAUGGAAACAACCCAAUGGAGACGGCUACCAACGCGAAAAGGACCGUGAAUUCCGUCGAUAUGAUGACAAUCUUCAAGUGUUCGUUGGGAACAUUCCUCACGUAACAACUGAAGAAGCUCUCAAGGAAUUGUUUGAGCGUUUCGGUCCCGUUCUUGAUGUUAGGAUCCACGGCAAGAAUGGUGUCCGAGCCGCUGGUGGAAGAGCUCCACUCUACGCUUUUGUUGUUUUUGAAUCGCCAAAGGCUGCAGAAGCUGCGCUUGCAGACAAGCCCAUGCUGAAUGGAGAUCACCGACUGAAUGUUGAGCCGAAGCGUCGCAACGGCCCAUCCAACUCAUCAGGUCCUCGCGACGGUCAGCGUGGCGGUUCGAUGAAUCGCGGAGGUGGCAUGGGAGGUCCUGGUAGGGGAGGGCGUCCCAUGGGUUCUAUGGGAAUGGGCAUGAACAGCGGCCCACCACGCGAGGGAGGCAAUAGUGGAGGUGGUGGAGGACGUGGAAUGGGAAGCGGAGGUGGACGUGGUGGAUACAUGCCUCGUCGUCAAUAAAGAAGGAAGGCCGUGUUUUCUUGCAAACCUUUUAAUUUUCAAACUUACUUUCUUUGUCCUCAUGUAGGACUCUCUCUCCACUACGUUUAAUUUAACCUACCAGUUUAUUAUUAUUUUUUUUUUGCGUUUUCUGAUACACCAAACCCGUACCAAUCGUACUAAAAUCUUGGUUUGUCUCGUUCGUUCGCUCGCUCUGACCCACUGUCUCAUCCUACUAACUUGAUUGGACUUUCAGUCGCAAUGUACAUAUUCGCAUGGGUGUGUCAUUCUUUUUUUAAAAAAACUAUCAGUAGCACAAUGUUUUUGUCACUUCCGUAAGAAAAGAAAAACCUUAAAAAAAAAAGAUCAGACCAUGGGUGACUUCGAUGGUGUUGGGUAUCAGACGAGAAGCGAAGAAAAUCUUUUUUUUGUUGUGGAGGGGAAAGAAGAAUGCAUUAUCACCUCUUUGGUCAGCAGGCUAAGAACUAUCAACAUAAAAUAAGUAAACAUUAACAACGUGGUGGCUAUAAACGUGAUUCCAGCUUCGGUGAUGGGCAACCUUUGUGUCGACAUCCUCGGUUACUCCUUUUCAUAUCGAUUUAAAAAGGAAACCAUUCGUCCCCGGGUUCUAGUCGCAGCACUCGUGUUUGGAUUUUCAUUUGGAAUCGUUCAAAAUUCAACCACCUCCUUCAUAUUUCUUCACUGACGUACAUUGCUGGGUCACCAUUUUCAUGUUUGCUAUCACCCCAUUCUUUCCUUUUGUUGCAUUUUUUUUUCUUUUUUUUAUCAUUUGAUUUGUUCCCUCAAUCCACCAUUACUUUUCAAAUUUCUGUAAACGUUCUUACUUGCUGCAACGUAGAUUCGGGAGAUUCAUCAACUUGGACAUGUAACGUGUUAUGUUAACAAUCAACAUGCACACAACGGGAAGAAACAGCAAAACACACCAUAUGAAUUUUGUCCCCCAAAAACUUUUCUCGACCCUUACAGUUACCAAUUAAAAAAAAAUGUCCGGAAAAAAAGUUUUGGUAGUGAUAAAGUGUACUUGUGCCUGUUUUUGCUUUACGUUUCUUGGUAAACCUAAUUUCUCCAUUGCGAUUUUACUUACACUCCUACUCUUCAGCUAUUUCUGAGCAUGAGUAUCGGCUUUUCUGUUGUGCAAACAGAAGGGAAAGAUAAUCAUGUCGAUAUUGGGAAAAGUGGAUCAAUUUUUUCCUCUGUAUUCUCCAAAAGUGUAUUCUCAUUGUGGUAAAAAUAUCCUCAUUUAAACUCCUCGUCCGUCAACCUCUUGAUUCAAUAAACAAGCCAGGCCUUUUCAAAAGCCUGAAAAGUCUUAA
Molecule: messenger RNA, 3371 nt
Organism: Daphnia pulicaria
Lineage: Eukaryota; Metazoa; Arthropoda; Branchiopoda; Diplostraca; Daphniidae
Gene: rin
Product: ras GTPase-activating protein-binding protein 1-like
Exons: 11
Coding region: 229-2058 (609 amino acids)
Cellular component (GO): ribonucleoprotein complex; cytosol
Molecular function (GO): mRNA binding
Source: RefSeq, a predicted model, not a curated record